AGUACAGGUCCAAAAACACUAUAAGAGACGCAUGCAGCGUUGUAGAAUGUAUAGCGAAAAUUACAAGAAUUUUUAGCGCCGAUCGCGGUUCUUUAUCAAAUCUGGCAAAAUGAGCGAGAAGGGGAGCAAUGGUCAGGCACAACAGGGAUUUGACGCAAAGAGAAAUGGCUUGAAAGUUUGCUCAAAUUGCAAUCAGUCUUGUGGCUUAAGGACUAUCAAGUGCAAGUCAUGUGGCUCCGCCUUUAAAAGAAAGCAAAAGAACUGGGACGAAAUUUCCGAUCAUGCAGCAACUAUGAAAGACUCCUAUAUAAAGGAAAAACUUUACGAAAGAAUGGACCAACUAGCAACAAAACCUGGGUGGACUGGAGUCCUCUUCCUCAUUCACGACAGCAACCCAACAAGUAAGCAAGGCAGAGUUUAUGCUCAUUCAUAUGCCACAAAAGGUGCCGGUGAGAAAAUAGAGGAGGCGAUAAAAGAUAAGGUCUUUAAAGCAAUGAAGGCCUUUCCUAUUGGUUCAACAACUUCAUCUGCAUCGGCCAGUCAUCUAUCUGCUGCUCAGUCUGACCCAGACGACCAGACAUCCCCACCAAUCUCAUCUCCUGCUCUAGCAAAUCCGGACGACCGGACAUUGCCAUCAACCUCAUCCACUGCUCUAACCAAUCUAGAUGACCAGACAUUCCAAGCAAAUGUUGAAUUAAGUCAACCUGUUACUACCUUAUCUGCCACUAAUCCAUUGAUGGCAGAUAUAUUAGAAACAUCCCAAACCUCCUUGAAAGAAUCUGAGCCAAAUCUUCAAUCAUCUCUUUUGCCAACAACUGCACUCACAACCACUGUUACCGGUCGAACAUCUCUGCCAGUUUCGUCAGCACCUCAGCAUCCAGCAGCUGCAAGUUCAAAGCGCCGUACUGGAAAGGUUGUAACAGUUGGGAAGAAAAGUUUUUUUGUUUUAGACACCUGAUAACUAGAUGUAUACAGGACAUUCUUCUUUGCAACAUCUAAAUUUAUUUCCAAAAGUGUAUAACGUUUUUUUCUGUUCUCAAGUUUCAAGUUUCAAGUAUAGAGAAACGUAUUCUUGCAGGAUUUUUUUCAUUUUUUAUAAUUAGGGCCAAUAGAUUCAAUGAAAUGUCUUUAAAAAUAAGCUUUAUAAUAGUCUAAGUAUAAUACAAUUUUGUUUAUUCAUUGUACAUAGUAUUUUUUCAUGUAACCUUUUCAAAUGAUAUAAAUGAUUUGAAGACAAUUUUUUUAGAAAAUUGACUAUAUAUUGCGCUUCCCUUAAGUCACUCCCCUGUUUGGUUGUUGAAUAAUUUCAAUAGGAUUUCAAAUUGCUCUUGACUGAAAAGUUGAUACAGUAAAGCGUUUUAAUAUGCAAAUAAUACCUUUUUUACUGUAGCCCGCAUUUAACAGAGUAUUUUGAUUCUAAAAAACGACGUUCAAUGCUC
Rhopilema esculentum is the source of this 1439-nucleotide messenger RNA. RefSeq lists its product as uncharacterized. NCBI's taxonomy places the organism in Eukaryota, Metazoa, Cnidaria, Scyphozoa, Rhizostomeae, Rhizostomatidae. The record is from RefSeq and is a predicted model, not a curated record.